AUGUAUGUAUGUAUGUAUGUAUGUAUCACUGUGGGCUUAGCUCAAGCAUGGGAUCAAUUGGAUCAGCUGGCGAUGAGAAUGCAACAUAAUCUUGAGCAACAGAUCCAGGCAAGAAAUCAGUCCGGAGUCACCGAAGAGGCACUUCGCGAAUUCUCCAUGAUGUUCAAACAUUUCGAUAAGGUAUGA
Molecule: messenger RNA, 186 nt
Organism: Gongylonema pulchrum
Lineage: Eukaryota; Metazoa; Nematoda; Chromadorea; Rhabditida; Gongylonematidae
Source: the annotation of a GenBank genome assembly